GUUUUUGAUUAUCAUAAAUUCAUAAAUCAUGAAUCAUAAUGUCAUAGUCAUUCUCAUAAAUAAUAAAAUAACUCAUCAUAACUCAUAUUUUUAUAGUACGAUAUUAUUAACUUUUAUAUGUUUGUGACCGUUCAUUGUUUACAUUCCGUCUGACAUAGAACACACACACUGAACUCUAUACUCUAGUUCAGUGAACACACAUCAUAAUGUUAGCAUUUAUAACUUUUGGAAUCAUAACUUUGUCGUUUGUUUUAGCUACAAUUUUCAAAUUUAAAUUCGUAGCCAAGAAAAAAUGCCUACUUGGUCGUCAUGUUAUAGUCACGGGCGGUUCCAGUGGUAUUGGUAAAUGCAUUGCUAUAGAAGCUGCUAAGAUAGGAGCAAAUGUGACUAUUGUUGCAAGAAAUGAAAAUAGACUUCGUUCAGCAUUGGAAGAAAUUAAAGGGAAAUGUUCAGAUAAGAAUCAAAAGUUCAACUAUUUGUCUGUUGAUUUAGCGGGUGAUUACAGUAUGGUAGAAAAAACUUUUAAUAAUGCAAUUGAAGAUAAUAUGGGACCUUUAUAUUUGUUCAUAAACUGUGCUGGUAUGGCUAUUUGUGGAACGUUAGAAGACAGUUCCACUAGUGAUAUAAUGCAAAUGAUCAAUACUAAUUUGAUAUCUACGAUUCAAGCCACUAAAGCAAUAGUGAAUAAAAUGAAACAAAAUGGUUAUGGAAGUAUUGUUAUAACUUCAUCACUAGCAUCUUUCUGUGGUAUUUACGGUUUAAGUAUAUACUGCGCCACAAAAUUUGCAUUAAGAGGGUUUGCUGAAGCUUUGAGCAUGGAAACAAAGAACUUUGGAGUAAAAGUGACAUUGGCCUUGCCUCCUGAUACAGAUACCCCAGGAUAUGCUAACGAGUCAAAAAACAAACCACUGGAAACAUUGCUGAUAUCUGAGACAGCCAAAUUGUUUACACCAGAAGAAGUAGGAAAUAAAAUUCUUCAAGAUGCAUUAGAUGGACAUUUCUUUAGCACUGUUGGGUUUGAAGGUCUCAUGAUGACUAUUUCUUGUGCUGGAAUGGCGCCAAACACUUCUUAUUUAAAAUUAAUAUGUCAGGUUUUUGGUGCUGGAAUUUUAAGGCUGAUAACUGUUUACUAUCAAACUAUGUUUGAUAAAAUAAUUAUAAAAUGUAAAUUAGAUAGAGAAAACGUUAAAAAUAAUAAAACACUAUAAAAUAAAUUUA
Molecule: messenger RNA, 1218 nt
Organism: Rhopalosiphum maidis (corn leaf aphid)
Lineage: Eukaryota; Metazoa; Arthropoda; Insecta; Hemiptera; Aphididae
Gene: Kdsr
Product: 3-ketodihydrosphingosine reductase
Exons: 7
Coding region: 207-1208 (333 amino acids)
Biological process (GO): sphingolipid biosynthetic process
Cellular component (GO): endoplasmic reticulum membrane
Molecular function (GO): 3-dehydrosphinganine reductase activity
Source: RefSeq, a predicted model, not a curated record